Messenger RNA from Elephantulus edwardii (Cape elephant shrew), 1698 nucleotides. It is a transcript of the gene RABEP2, whose product is annotated as rabaptin, RAB GTPase binding effector protein 2. Bases 1 to 1698 code for a protein of 565 amino acids. The record is from RefSeq and is a predicted model, not a curated record. Gene Ontology annotation, molecular function: GTPase activator activity; growth factor activity. The transcript is spliced from 13 exons. Gene Ontology annotation, biological process: endocytosis. Lineage: Eukaryota; Metazoa; Chordata; Mammalia; Macroscelidea; Macroscelididae. Gene Ontology annotation, cellular component: intracellular membrane-bounded organelle.
AUGGCGGCAGCUGCGUCGGCAGCUGCGAGUGAGGACGGCCGGAGGCAUCCCGGAGUCGCGCUGGACCCCCAGUCCCAGGAAGGGGCACAGGCUGAGGCUGGGGAGCUCUGUCGCCUUCGGGCUGAGUUGGCGGGAGCCCUGGCAGAAAUGGAGACCAUGAAGGCUGUGGCGGAGGUGAGCGAGAGCACGAAGGCCGAGGCCGUGGCAGCAGUGCAGCGGCAAUGCCAAGAGGAGGUGGCCUCGCUGCAGGCCAUCCUGAAAGACUCCAUCAGCAGCUACGAAGCCCAGAUCACUUCGCUGAAGCAGGAGCAGCAGCAGCAGCAGCAAGACUGCGAAGAGAAAGAGCGGGAGCUGGGCCGGCUGAAGCAGCUGCUGGCCCGGGCCAACCCCUUGGACUCCUUGGAGAAGCAGAUGGAAAAGGCCCACGAGGACUCAGAGAAGCUGCGGGAGAUCGUGCUGCCCAUGGAGCAGGAGAUCGAGGAGCUGAAGGAGAAGCUGCUGAGAGCGGAGGAACUGAUCCAAGAGAUCCAGAGGCGGCCCCAGCACCCCACUUCCCUGCACGGCUCCUCGGAGUUGCUGCCCCUGUCCCGGGACCCAUCUCCCCCGCUGGAGCCUCUGGAGGACCUGAGUGGAGAUGGGGGUGCGGCAGCAGAGGUCUUUGCCCACAACUGUGACGACAGCGCCUCCAUUUCCUCCUUCUCCCUGGGCGGGGGUGCCGGCAGCAGCAACACCCUGCCCCGCGGCCGCCGGGGCCUGAGCCCUGAGCAGGAGGAGACUGCCUCGCUGGUAUCCACGGGCACCCUGGUCCCCGAGGGCAUCUACCUGCCCCCUCCUGGUUACCAGCUUGUCCCAGACACCCAGUGGGAGCAACUGCAGGUGGAGGGGCGGCAGCUGCAGCAGGACCUGGAAAACCUCAGCCGCGAGCGGGAUGAGCUCCAAGAGGGCCUGAGACGGAGCAACGAGGAUUGUGCCAAGCAGAUGCAGGUGCUCCUGGCCCAGGUCCAGAACUCAGAGCAGCUGCUGCGGACCCUGCAGGGGACCGUAAGCCAGGCCCAGGAGCGGGUCCAGUUGCAGAUGGCAGAGCUGGCCACCUCACACAAAUGCCUGAGCCAUGAGGUGAAGCGGCUGAAUGAGGAGAACCGAGGCCUCCGGGCUGAGCAGCCCCCGUCUGCCGCCCCCAGCGACCUGGAGCGUGAAGACGGCGAGCAGCAGGUGCUUCCCAGCUCUGUGCCGGAGCUGCAGCAGCUGAUGCGACGCACGUGGCAGGAGGCACGGGCCCGUCAGCAGGCCUGGGAGCACGAGGCUGAGCGCCUUCGCAUUGAGAUUGUGACACUCCGGGAGGCACUAGAAGAGGAGACGGCGGCCAGGGCCAGCCUGGAGGGGCAGUCAAGGGUGCAGCGAGAAGAAACAGAGGUGUUAGAGGCUUCCUUGUGCAGCCUGAGGACAGAGCUGGAGCGAGUCCAGCAGCAACAGAGCAAGGCUCCGCCCCCUGAUGUCCUCUCAGAACAGAGGGCCAAGGUGCUGCGGCUUCAGGCCGAGCUGGAGACCAGCGAGCAGGUGCAGAGGGAUUUUGUACGUCUGUCCCAGGCCCUGCAGGUACGCCUGGAACGGAUCCGCCAGGCAGACACCCUGGAGCAAGUGCGCAACAUCUUGGAUGAGGCGCCCCUCAGGGAUGUCAGGGACAUCAAGGACACCUGA